Molecule: messenger RNA, 2163 nt
Organism: Microthlaspi erraticum
Lineage: Eukaryota; Viridiplantae; Streptophyta; Magnoliopsida; Brassicales; Brassicaceae
Source: the annotation of a GenBank genome assembly
AUGUUGAAGCGAAUUGAGCUACCGGCGUUCGCCGGAACAGAUCCGUAUUUGUGGAUUUCUCAAGCAGAGAGGUUUUUCCGUCUGGGGAAAUAUAACGAUGAAGAUCGUUUGGAUCUGUUAUCCAUCACUCUUCAAGGACCGGCACUACAUUGGUUCAACAGAGAGAUCCAGAGAGAACCGUUCAGUGAUUGGUGUCAGUUUAAAAGAAGGAUGAUCCCUAGAUUCAAUCAGAAGUUAGAAGAGAAUCCGCGAAUGAGAUUGUUUGCUCUGAAGCAAAGAGGUUCAGUAGCGGAUUAUGUGAAUGAGUUUGAAGAGUUAACAACAAUUGUGACGGGAGUCGAAGAAGAGAAUCUGGAGUUGGUUUUCUAUUUGGGACUGAAACCUGAGAUGCAAGAAGUUGUGAAGAUGCAAAAGCCGAAAGGAUUAUCUGCCCUUUUCACAACCGUGAUCUCAAUGGAGGGUAGUCAGUUCUGCAGAGCUAUGGCAGCGUCAGUGAAUCCAUCAAGACGUAGUUCAACGUUGUUUCCGUUGCGUUCUUCUUCCCAGUACAAUUCUCCAGGGAAUGUGGAUUCAACUGAGCAAAACAAAAGCUUGGUGACUCAGGAGAAGAACAAACCUCCGUGGCAGAGCAGUGGAGGCAAGAACCAUAGUGGAAUGGUGAAACUGAGUCCUGCAGAGAUGGCAGAGAAGCGGAGACUGGGCCUUUGUUACAAGUGCCCAGAGAAAUGGAUGAGAGGACAUCAAUGCCAAAACAUGCUACUUCAGGUGUUUACUGUGAUUGAUGAGGACUUGGUGGAGAUUACAGAUGAAGAUUGGAUGGAAGGUUUUGAAGAGAAGUCAGAGACGAGUCCAGUUUUAAUGGAGCUAUCUCUAUGCUCAUAUUUGGGACUUGACUCACCAGUGGUUACGAAGUUGUGGGGUGAUAUUGGUGGAGUGAAGUUAGUAGUGAUGAUUGAUAGUGGUGCCAUCCAUAAUUUCAUUGAUCCUUCUGUUCUAAGUAAAACCCAGUUACACCCUGCUAGGAACAGAAAGCUCGAGAUUUUAUUGGGCACGGGAAUUACAGUCAAUGGCACAGGCGUUUGCAGAAACGUCUCCUUGGAGUUACAAGGACAUGCGUUUGUCAUGAAUUUAGUAGUUCUGGAGUUGGGAAAUGCAGAGAUUAUCCUAGGCGUUGAUUGGCUGAGAACUUUGGGGAAAUGCGAGCAUGACUGGGACAAACACGAAAUGUCAUUCACGUAUAACGGAGAGCGUAUUACGUUGUUUGGCGAUCCAGCUCUUCAAUCCAGUGGUCGCUCGUUUAAAGAUAAUCACUCGCUGAGUUGCUUGGAGUUAGUUGGAUGGGACAUUGAAGCAGGUGAAUUGAAUCAGGUGGAAGCUGUUUCUGAGAUACCACAGCAAGUUCAGACGUUAUUGGAUAAGUUCUUAGAGGUGUUUGCAGCGCCGACUCAGUUACCGCCUAUCAGAAACAGAGAACAUGCUAUCACGUUGAUUCCGGGAGCAGGCCCUAUCAGUGUGAGACCCUAUAAGUACCCUCACGCUUACAAGGAGGAAAUGGAGAAGUUAGUAGCCCAAAUGCUCGAAGCAGGAACGAUUCGGCCGAGUAAGAGCCCUUUCUCAAGCCCGGUGUUGUUAGUCAAAAAGAAGGAUGGGAGUUGGCGCUUCUUCAUUGAUUACAGGUCACUCAACAAAGCCACAGUUCCUGACAAAUUUCCGAUACCUGUAAUCGAUCAAUUACUGGACGAGUUACAUGGAGCAAGAGUUUUCUCAAAGUUGGAUCUCAGAGCAGGAUAUCACCAAAUACGCAUGCUAGAGAGAGACAUUGAGAAGACGGCUUUCAGAACGACGAAUGGACAUUAUGAGUUCCUCGUGAUGCCGUUUGGGUUAACAAACGCACCAGCGACUUUCCAGGCACUCAUGAAUGAACUGUUGAGACCUUUUCUGGGAGAUUUCGUUCUGGUGUUCUUCGAUGAUAUAUUGGUUUUCAGCGCGAACAUCGAGGAACAUGUGACUCAUCUCGCUACGGUACCAGACAUUUUUGUCACUCAUCAGUUGUUUGCGAAUCGGAAGAAGUGUUUGUUUGGGCAAUCACAAGUUGAGUAUCUCGGGCAUAUUAUCUCUGAAGAAGGUGUGUGGCCACGGAUCCUUCAAAGACAGAAGCAAUGA